Messenger RNA from Cyclopterus lumpus (lumpfish), 2843 nucleotides. RefSeq names its product regulator of microtubule dynamics 3 (gene rmdn3). Gene Ontology annotation, molecular function: microtubule binding. The coding region runs from base 652 to 2100 and encodes 482 amino acids. The record is from RefSeq and is a predicted model, not a curated record. The transcript has 12 exons. Gene Ontology annotation, cellular component: mitotic spindle pole; spindle microtubule; cytoplasm. NCBI's taxonomy places the organism in Eukaryota, Metazoa, Chordata, Actinopteri, Perciformes, Cyclopteridae.
UCACGUCGUGCAUUUCCUACAGCAUCGCCGCAAGCCAGCCGACACACACACUUUAUCGUGACGUAAAACAAACCGUUGUUUUUUAAUCCUUUAACUUUAAAAAAAAGUCUUUGUUUAUAGUCAAAAUAUUUUACACGCAAUAAUUAAUUAAUAAUUACACAAGUCGUCGCCGUUAUUAGCCAAAUAAACGCCACAACGGCUAUCUCAUAAUUUACUCUUUUUAAUUGUAUUUUUUAAAAUUCAUAUUAUGCCGACUUUCUACGACGUUCGCGAGCGGAAAUGGGAUUACAAACGUUGCACCAGCCGCUUUUAUUUUGUAGGUGAGAACCGGAAGUCGAUGUCCCCCACGCGCUAGACCUCCGUCUGACGCAAUGUGACGCAGUUACGUCACGUCGUGCAUUUCCUACAGCAUCGCCGCGAGCCAGCCGACACACACACUUUAUCGUGACGUAAAACAAACUGUUGUUUUUUAAUCGUUUAACUUUGUGGCGUGUUUUUUUUUUUUUUUUUUUUAAAUAUACAAGUCAAAACAUUUUUACACGUAAUAAUUAAUUAAUAAAUACACAAGCCGUCGCCGUUGUCAGCCAUAGAAACGCCACACCGGGCGACGUCGCUACGCGUGUUUUUUUAAGAGGAGAUCGCGGAGGAGAGAUGACCGCGCCGCUCGGGAGGAGCGGCUUGAUCGGGCUCGCGGUCGGAGCCACGGCCGGUUGCGGCUUGAUCGCCCUCAUUAUUUACCGGGAGAUCAGCAGGAGGAGGUCCCGGUGCCUGGCCCUGGAGGCCCGGCGGCCGGCUGCGGAGCAAGCGGCGGUGCUGACGCUGGAUGCUCAAGAGGUGGAGGCCCAGCAGGAGGCCCUGGCAGCGGUGGAGGCAGUGGUGCAGGGCCUGUCCCCAGAGCAGCAGCUGGAGCUCAGGAACCAGCUGGACCAGGUGCUGACCUGCGUGGCCUCGCUGCGCUGCGAGGUGGCCGAGCUGAGGGGCGGCCUGCAGGACAUCGCCGUGCAGAUAAUCCAGGAUGUCAAAAAGGGAGUGGAGGACAGUCAGCGGGUGCGUCGGCGCCGCCCCGCCGCCCACAGGGAGCGCACCGACUCCACCGGCUCCAGCUCCAUCUACUUCACCGCCAGCCAGGGCGCGGCCAGCGCGUACGAGACCAGCGAAGGAGGGUACUCGACGGCUUACGCGGAGUCGGACUACACCGACCGCGACACGGACCGAGAGGAAGGUGAGCGGGAGCCCGAACAGGAGUCUGAGGAAGAGGAGGAGGACAUGAGCUGCGCCACGGUCCUCACCCUGCGCGAGGAAGAAGUGGAGGAGCGAGGGCUGCUGGAGGAGGAUGAGGAGAACGAGGAGGAGGAAGAGGAGGAGGAGAUGGGGAGGCUGCAGCUGGUGACGGACGUCCCCAGCGGGGAGCUGGCGCUCCUCCUGGCUCAGAGCGACGUCCUCCACACCGGAGACGCGCGUUUAAAGGCGGACGGCUUCCGCCUGCUGCUGGACAACAGAGCCGAGUACGGAGGCAGCAGGGAUUUCCUCUGGCGACUGGCCCGGGCUUACAGUGACAUGUACGAGUGCACUGAGGACAAAGAAGAGAAGAAGAGCUACGCACAACAAGGGCGAGAGGAGGCGGAGUCAGCCCUGAAGAAGAACGGCCUCAACGCAGAGUGUCACAAAUGGUUCGCGCUGCUGACGGGCCUGACCUCCAAACACGAGAGCAUGCACGGAAAACUGAAGGGCAGCCACAUCGUGAAGGAGCAUCUGGACCGAGCGAUCGCGCUCAGAGACGACGACCCCAUGUGCUUCUACUUGCUCGGCAGAUGGUGCCACGAGGUAGCCACGUUGGACUGGCUGGAGAAGAAGGCGGCCGCUGCCCUGUACCGGGACCCCCCCACCUCCACACUGCACGACGCCCUGGAGAACUUCCUCAAGGCAGAGGAACUGGGCCCAGGUUUCUCCAGGACGGUGAGGCUUAACAUCGCCCAGUGUCACAAGGAGAUGGGAAACAUCUCCGAGGCCACAAACUGGACCGAGCUGGCUCUGAAGACGCCCACAAACUCUGAUGACGAUAAAAUGUCUAAACUGGAGGCUCACCUUCUGAAAACCUGAGAGAGAUCCAGCAGGUGGCGCCGCUCAGCCGAUGGCCGCCGAUUGGCUAGUCAGGCCGCCGAUCGGCGGCCAUCCAAUCAGAUCAAAUUUUUCUUUCCCCCAUUCAUUGGCGGAUACUUCUAACACUGUCACUGUGAAAUAUGGAGUUUUUAAAUCGAUGUAUAUUUAUUUUUCUUUAAUAAUUGAGAAAAUACCGAUAGAUAUAUAUAUAUAUAUAUAUAUAUAUAUAUAGUGAUGUUUUAUGGUAUCGUUAUUGUUUUCUAACCAUUUGUUUGAAAAAUAAAUUACUUUAUUGAUGUAGAUGUAGUGAUACAAGUAUUUUGAUCUGAAUAUAUAGUAAAUUAUCUAUUUAAGUGAUUUCAGUUGGAGCUUAAUUUAAUUUAAUUUAAUAUAAUAUAAUAUAUAACAUAUAAUAUAAUAUAUAUAUAUAUAUAAUUAUUAUUUCCAAUUAAGCCCCAACUUAAAUAGAUAAUGUAGUUUAAAGCAAUUGUACUGGACCACAUUCUUUGAUAUUUCUUUAACUCUAUUUUGUGUUUAUUUACUGCCUUUGAGCUUCUGAGUGUUUUUCGAAGUGAACGUUAAGCUGCAGGUUGUUACUUUGAUCCAACGUCAUUUUUAGUUUUGUAUUUCUAUUAUUAUUUAUUCUUGUUGAGGUUCAGUCGACUAAUUGUGAAAAGUUAAUGAGCACUGAAGUUAAUACAUGAAUAACGUUGAAUAAAAAUAAAAAAUAUUUUUUUUAAUUA